AUGGAGAUACAAGAAUUGAAAGCCCAACUUAAGAGGGUACUGGGCGAUCCAACAGAAAAGAAGACGGAAGCGGAGCCCUCUUGUUUGCGACGGAGGAGCUCAUCCAGAGAGCCACCAGUGAAGAAGUUCCCCAGGAAUGAUUCUGGACAACAAAGCCAACCUAUCCUAGUACAGAGUGAGGCAGCAAGCAGUCACACUUGUGGUUCACGCCGGAAAAGGGCCAAGAGGCAGAAGACCGUCAGUCAAAUGACCGAAUACCCUCCUCAAGACCUUCGCACUUGGUUGAUUGUCAAUAGGAAAAAUGAACAAAAUCGGGAUCAUCUGGACCGUACUGUUCACCAAAGGGAACACCGAGCACUAGACAGGCUCGUUUCUUAUCCAUUCUCCCCGGAGAUCAAGAUCAUAAGACUUCCAAAGAAAUUCACCCCACCAAAGUUCACUUCAUACGAUAGGAAGUUGGACCAGCUGACACAUAUUAGCCACUAUAGACAGAUGAUAUCCCUAUGGAACCAAGACAAGGCACUGAUGUGUAAAAUCUUCCCAUCCAGCUUGGGAGAAACCGAACUUCGAUGGUUCGAUCAUCUCCCCACUGGAUCGAUUCAUGGCUGGAAGCAGCUCUCCGAAGAGUUCCUAGCCAGGUUCGUCUCCAAUACUAAGAUCCCGAAGGAGUCGAAUACACUGUUCGGCCUCCGAAAGAAGCAGGAGGAAACGUUGCGCAAUUAUGCUAGGAGGUAUUGGGAAGAAUACAAUGACCUGGAGGAAAAUGUGUGUAGUGAGCAGAUGGCCGUUAUGUCCUUCAAACAUGGUCUGCGCCAGGAAAGUAAGCUGAGACAAUCACUUACCAAGCGCCCGGCCACAGCUUUGAAAGAUUUGCGUGCCAGGAUUGAGCAGUACGCACGCCUCGAAGACGAUCAGAUCCCCAUCGAGGUAGCAUCAGUAGAACAAACAGCUUGGCACAAGAAGAGAUCAGACCGAGGAGAACACCGAGGGAUUGCAGUGAAUGAAGUAGAUAAGUCUAAAUCCCAUGAAGCCAUUGUAACUGUAUUCAAAGAGCUAAUCUAUCGAAUCCUGGAAAAGAUCAAGAGAGAGCCCUUCUUCGUUUGGCCGCCGAAAAUGUUGGGAGAUCCAGCUCGGCGCAAUCAGAAGCUCAGAUGCACCUACCACCAAGACAGGGGGCACAUGACUCAGAACUGCAGGGCACUGAAGCAACACUUGGAAGACCUAGUGGCAGCUGGACCCCUAAGGGAUUACAUUGAUCAGGAUAAGGAAGUGAUCGAACUGGGGAACCCGCUACCAGAACCAAACAUCGAGCAUCCACCUCGGCUGAUAAUAAAUGUGAUCCACGGGACAGCGACUCAAGAGUCUGAGGAGGCACUGAAAGAAGAGAUCGCUAAGGCUGCGCAAAUUCAGCGGGUCAUGUCAGUGGAGCCUGCAUCGAAAAAGGUACGUACAGUACCUAAAUCCCCCUUGUGCACUAUUUCAUUUACUAGCAAAGAUUUAGAAGGCAUACAUCACCCACAUACUGAUGCAUUAAUUAUAACUGUGGGAAUUGAGAAACGAUUUGAUGUAAAACGAGUCUUGGUAGAUCAAGGUAGUACAGUAGAUAUAUUGUAUUAUGAUUUGUUCAGAAAGCUUGGUCUCUCCGAGCAGCACCUCACCCCAGCGGCAGCCCUAUUGGUCGGUUUCAAUUCACAGCCAGAAUGGCCGCUUGGUAGAAUAGUGUUGCCAGUCGUAGCGGGAACAAAAACCCUCCAGAUAGAUUUCUUGGUUAUUAAUACACCAUCCCCUUACAACGCCAUACUUGGCCGUCCAUGGAUUCAUCAAAUGGAGGUACAGACGGUAGAAGUGGCUGAACAACCAGUCUUGAAAGAUGUAGGGGGAACCCCAGGGGAAAAGAUGGUAGAGGAUUUGGAGAAAGUCUUGGUAAAAGGGGAUGACCCAGAAAAGUACUUCCUUAUCAAUACCUCGCUAGGCGUUGAUGAGAAACUUUAG
Camellia sinensis is the source of this 1992-nucleotide messenger RNA. NCBI's taxonomy places the organism in Eukaryota, Viridiplantae, Streptophyta, Magnoliopsida, Ericales, Theaceae. The record is from RefSeq and is a predicted model, not a curated record.